Effrenium voratum is the source of this 930-nucleotide messenger RNA. Lineage: Eukaryota; Dinophyceae; Suessiales; Symbiodiniaceae. The record is from the annotation of a GenBank genome assembly.
AUGGCGAUCUUCAUAUGCAUCUAUGCGUUGCUGGCGCUUGGGCUCAACAUCCAGUGGGGCUUCGCCGGGCUGUUCAACGCGGGUAUCGCCGGUUUCUUCGCGGUCGGCGCGUAUACGUCCGCGAUCAUAUCGACGGCGCCUGCCGAUGGCCGCAUUGGCGGCUUUGACCUGCAUUUUGUCAUCGGCUGGAUCGGAGCGAUGCUGGCGGCUGGGCUUGUUGCCUGGCCGAUCGGAAAGAUCUGCCUGCGUUUCCGGUCCGACUACCUUGCAAUCGCCACCAUCGGGAUCGCCGAGAUUAUUCGACUGGUGAUCAAGUCCGAGCCCGUGCUCACCAAUGGAGCGCGCGGCAUAUCCGGCAUUCCCCGGCCGGCUGGCGAUCUGGGCUACAUGGAAUCGCAAAUCGCCUAUCUGAUCAUCGUUCUGGCGGUUCUGAUUGUUGCUUAUGUCCUCGUCGAGCGGCAGUUCAACGCACCAUGGGGCCGGAUGAUGCGCGCCAUCCGCGACGAUGAGGAUGCCGCCAGGGCCAUGGGCAAGAACGUGGAGUUCCGGCGGCUGGAAGCAUUCAUUUUCGGUGCCGCACUGAUGGGACUCGGUGGCGCAAUGUUUGCCCAUUUCAACAGAUCGAUCACGCCUGAGGCGAUCGAUCCGAUGGUGGCAACGUUCCUGAUCUGGAUCAUGCUCAUCCUUGGCGGAUCGGGUAACAAUCGCGGCGCGAUUCUCGGAGCUGCUGUUGUUUGGAUCAUUUGGUCCGUUUCAGAGAUUGCAACCGACCGUCUUCCGCAUGAAUAUGCGGUACAGGCAAAAUACCUCCGCUUGUUCCUGAUUGGUCUCAUGCUGCAGCUUGUGCUGCGGUUCAGACCGGAAGGACUGCUCCCUGAGCCUUUGAGGGGAGACCAGCGGUCAACGAAAUCCGGGGCGGACCGGCAUUAG